Thermothielavioides terrestris NRRL 8126 is the source of this 1284-nucleotide messenger RNA. RefSeq lists its product as uncharacterized. Gene Ontology annotation, cellular component: membrane. The coding region runs from base 249 to 1040 and encodes 263 amino acids. Lineage: Eukaryota; Fungi; Ascomycota; Sordariomycetes; Sordariales; Chaetomiaceae. Gene Ontology annotation, molecular function: 3-oxo-5-alpha-steroid 4-dehydrogenase activity. The record is from RefSeq and is a predicted model, not a curated record. Gene Ontology annotation, biological process: steroid metabolic process. The transcript has a single exon.
CGUUUUCACCCUUCAUAAUCACAACAGCCACUCCCCGAAAGAAAUACACCACCCACCAUGGCUACUUCAACCGUCGGCCUCAUCAACAACUGGUUCCCGCCUAAUCGCGAGAACUACGAGCUCAUCCUGUCCGUCUGGAAGUGGUUUCCCCUGGUCCGUAAUCAUCCCGCCCGCCACCAUUCCCUCUCUCUCGCCAUCUAACCCUCACCCAGGCCGCCUCCCUCCAAUGGCUCAUACCCUGGUACGGCAUGGGCAAAACCUCGGUGACCUCGCGCCUCAACCUGCCCGGUCGCCUGGGCUGGCUGCUGAUGGAAACGCCAGGCUUCCUGACGCUGCUGUACACCCUGCGCACCCUGCGCUCCCAAACCACCACCACCGCCGCCGCCGCCGCCGGCAGCGGCGGCCAAGAACCCCCAAGCCUGCCCUACCAAAACCAAGUCCUGGCCGCCCUGUUCGUGCUGCACUACACCUACCGCGCGCUGCUCUUCCCCUGGCUGCAGCCGUCCAUGUCGCCGCUGCACAUCAUCAUCUUCCUCUCGGGCGUCGCCUUCCAGCUGACCAACGGCCUGCUGCUGGGCGCGUGGCUGGGCGCGUACGGCCCGACCACGCCCGCGCAGUGGGCCGCGCACCUGGCGCCCUGGCCGACCGCGCAGUUCGCCGCCGGGCUGGCGCUCUUCUACCUCGGCCUGGCCGCGAACUACUACCACGACGACGAGCUGCGGGAGAUCCGCCGCCGCCGGCUGCGGCAGGCCCGGGGGAAGGGAGGGAAGGGCCAGGGACAGGGCGUGGACAAGCACUAUGAGAUUCCGCAGGCCGGGCUGUUCAAGGUCGUGCUGUACCCGCACUACCUGGUCGAGUGGAUCGAGUGGGUCGGCUUCUGGAUGGCGGCCGGGUGGGGGUGCGCACCGGCGCGGUGCUUUGUGCUGAACGAGGUCGCCGCGAUGCUGCCGCGGGCGGUGCGCGGUCGGCAGUGGUAUGUGGAGAAGUUUGGGGAGGAGAAGAUCCGGGGCCGGUGGGCGGUUAUUCCUGGGGUGUGGUGAGGGGCGAGCGGAUGGAGGAAGUAUCAUGGCGGUGUGGUCAAGGCUAGCUGGGCAGCGGAACUGACCGAGGGACGAAGGGCAUCGUAUUCAACAAUGAGCAUCAUUUUUUUUUCUCGGACUUAGCUCCGGGAUAUACUCGUGCAUGUACAUAGGCACAGCUGCCCGGCCAAGUUGCUUUCACCCGUCCCCUAGCAGGUUCGAAUAAACUAGUAGAGAUAUAUUCCUUGCUAUGGCGCCUUCUUGA